AUGCUCAUCAGGAAUGUUGUUCUUUUGUUCUCUUUGUUCGUCCUGGCGGUGGAAGGAGACUCUAACGAUGCAGGAAUACAAGCCAUGUUGCCAGAUAAAGACUCAUUGUCGGAUGACGCUCCAACAGAGAGUAUGAACAUUGUUUCUUCUGAUCAGCCUGAUGAAUCUCAGUUUUACGGAGGAGGACCAUCAGACGCCAGCAGCUCCAGUUCAGAGGUCGCAGACACUUCAGUAACUAAUCAGAUGACAGCACCUGAGCCGGUUGUAGCUGCUGCAACCAGUGUGGAGGAAGAGGAAGAAAAUGAGAGUACCGACUCUGAAGAGGGAGGAAAGAAAAAAUUCAGUUCCCGCUCAGCUAAAGUUCAGAACUCCGCCCACAUUCAGCAAAACCACGCCCACAUUGUUCAAAUCCCCGCCCUCCCACCACACCCUUUAAUCCCUCAGCCCAAAACUUUGGUCCGAAACCGGGCGUCCAAGCGACGAUCCAGAACCAACCGCCGCCAGAUAUAAAACCCAUGAACACACAAACAUGUAAUCUAACACACACUAACACACACACACACAUAUUGGAUCACAGGAAGACCCACGACCUUUCACCUUAAAUAUCACGAUAUGACUGAUGUUACUCUUUUCCAUCUUCAACAGGAAAUAUUGGUCAGUUAUCUCCGAAAUAAACCCGAGCUGUGACACCGUGAGA
Messenger RNA from Nematolebias whitei (Rio pearlfish), 697 nucleotides. RefSeq lists its product as uncharacterized. Bases 1 to 510 code for a protein of 169 amino acids. Lineage: Eukaryota; Metazoa; Chordata; Actinopteri; Cyprinodontiformes; Rivulidae. The transcript has 10 exons. The record is from RefSeq and is a predicted model, not a curated record.